Messenger RNA from Salvia splendens (bonfire salvia), 1611 nucleotides. Its product is annotated as beta-1,3-galactosyltransferase 7. Gene Ontology annotation, molecular function: beta-1,3-galactosyltransferase activity. Bases 186 to 1379 code for a protein of 397 amino acids. The record is from RefSeq and is a predicted model, not a curated record. Gene Ontology annotation, cellular component: Golgi membrane. Lineage: Eukaryota; Viridiplantae; Streptophyta; Magnoliopsida; Lamiales; Lamiaceae. The transcript is spliced from 12 exons.
UUUGCCGAACUAUUUAAUAGCAAUAUUAUCACUCAUAAAAAAACAUGAAAAAAUGGUCAGUUUAAACGAAGUAAUCCGUUGAUGGAAUCGCUUUAGCAUCGUCGCAGCUCCAACCUUCCGAUUUCCACACCACCAUCAACGCCAACGCAAUAUUAACGUGUUUAUCCGUACGAUCGAGGGCGGAAAUGAAGAGCAGGAACCGCGGGAAAGUGUCUAUGCGAUGGAUUAUGGUCCUCUGCCUUAUCAGCUUUGGCCUCGGCAUUCUCUUUAGCAACAGAAUGUGGAUUGAUUUGCAAUUAGAAGAUGGAUUUCUUUUCACAAGACGACGUUUGGGUGAAUUUGAGGCUACUUUGGAUGACUGUGUCUCUGAUAAGGUAAAACUAAUUCCUGAUGAGGAAGUGAUCAAAGAGUUCAGCAAAGCACAUGAAGCAAUACAAUCUUUGGAUUCUUCUGUUGCCAAGCUACGUAUGGAGCUUCCGUCCAACAAGAAACAUCGCAAACUGGGAAAUUUUGAGAAUUUAAAUGGUAAUUCCACAUUUGCUGGAAAUGCUGUGUUGAGAAAAAAGGUGUUUAUGGUCAUAGGUAUAAACACAGCAUUCAGCGGCAGAAGGAGACGUGAUUCUAUCAGAGAAACAUGGAUGCCUAGAGGUAAAAGUCUGUUACAACUUGAAGCAGAGAAGGGUAUCGUGGUUCGUUUCAUGAUUGGUCACAGUGCAACAUCCAACAGUAUUUUGGACCGUGCACUCGACUCUGAGGAGGGCCAGCACUAUGACUUUAUUAGGCUUAAUCAUGUUGAAGGGUAUCAUGAGUUAUCAGCAAAGACAAAAUCAUUCUUCGCUGCUGCUGUAGAAAGAUGGGAUGCUGAGUUCUUUGUCAAAGUGGAUGAUGAUGUUCAUGUCAAUUUGGGCACAUUAGCUGCAACGCUAGCACGGCAUCGCUCCAAACCCAGAGUAUAUAUAGGAUGCAUGAAGUCGGGACCAGUUCUUCAUCAAAAGAAUCUAAAGUACCAUGAGCCCGAGCACUGGAAGUUCGGGGAUCAAGGGAACAAGUACUUUCGACACGCUACUGGACAGAUAUAUGCCAUAUCAAGGGAUCUGGCUAAAUAUGUGUCAGUCAACCAACAAAUCCUGCACAAGUAUGCUAAUGAAGACGUGUCGCUUGGAGCAUGGUUUAUCGGUCUUGAAGUCGAGCAUGUAGACGAUCGCAGCAUGUGCUGUGGGACUCCACCCGACUGUGAACAAAAAGCACAGGCGGGCAAUGUUUGUGUAGCGUCGUUCGACUGGAGCUGCAGUGGCAUUUGCAAAUCCGUGGAGAGAAUCAAGGGAGUUCACUCUAUUUGUGCUGAAGAUGCUUCCACUCUUUGGAAUGCGCUCGUCUAAGCAAACCUCGUAAAUUCGAAAACACUCACAAGCAGGAAAGCUUGAUGACGGAAACGUACAUAUAUGAAGCAAUGUUCAAAGCUGAAACGACGAAUUGGGAGGAUUGAGAAAGAAGAUGAAUAAGGUAUUUUGAAAUGCAAUUACUUUUCCGAUUGCUGCUUCUUGUUUCUUGUACUAGCGUGUAUACACUAACUAAUAAACAAUUUUCCAAUAAAUGAAUAUCUUCCAAAAA